Molecule: messenger RNA, 1224 nt
Organism: Morus notabilis
Lineage: Eukaryota; Viridiplantae; Streptophyta; Magnoliopsida; Rosales; Moraceae
Product: CCR4-NOT transcription complex subunit 9
Exons: 9
Coding region: 123-1055 (310 amino acids)
Biological process (GO): negative regulation of translation; mRNA catabolic process
Cellular component (GO): CCR4-NOT complex; CCR4-NOT core complex; P-body
Source: RefSeq, a predicted model, not a curated record
AAAACAAAAUAAGAAGCAGAGAUUUCCCCAUCAAUGUUGAUUCUUCUUCUGCUUCUUCUUCUUCGAUAGCUUUCUCUCUCCUCUCUCUCUCUCUCUCUCUCUCUCUCUCUUUCUCUCUCUCCAUGAAUUCUCCUUUCGGAGGUCCGAGCGCUUCGAGCACCAGCCCGCCGGGGACACAGGCCAACAUGGAGCGAAAAAUGGCGUCCGCGGAGCAACUUGUGCUUGAUCUCAGCAAUCCCGAUCUCCGAGAAAACGCCCUUCUCGAACUCUCCAAGAAGAGAGAACUAUUUCAAGACUUGGCCCCUUUGUUGUGGAAUUCUUUUGGUACUAUUGCUGCAUUAUUACAGGAGAUUGUUUCAAUUUACCCUGUUCUAUCACCUCCUAAUCUAACUCCUGCUCAAUCAAACCGAGUUUGCAACGCCCUUGCUCUUCUUCAGUGCGUAGCCUCUCACCCUGACACAAGAAUGUUGUUCCUCAACGCCCAUAUACCUUUGUAUUUGUACCCUUUUCUUAACACGACAAGCAAAUCAAGACCUUUUGAGUACUUGAGGCUUACUAGCUUAGGUGUCAUUGGUGCCCUAGUGAAGGUUGAUGAGACUGAAGUAAUUAGUUUCCUUCUCUCGACUGAAAUAAUUCCACUGUGUUUGCGAACAAUGGAAAUGGGCAGUGAACUAUCAAAAACAGUUGCCACGUUUAUAGUCCAAAAGAUUUUGUUGGAUGACAUGGGCUUGGAUUACAUAUGUACCACUGCAGAGCGGUUUUUUGCAGUGGGACGAGUUCUGGGUAGCAUGGUUGCAGCACUCGCCGAACAGCCCUCGUCACGUCUUUUAAAACACAUUAUUCGAUGUUAUCUUCGAUUGUCAGAUAACCCAAGGGCUUGUGAAGCAUUAAGAAGCUGCCUUCCAGACAUGUUAAGAGAUGCCACCUUCAGCAGUUGCCUUCGUGAAGAUCCAACCACUAGGAGAUGGUUGCAACAGUUGCUUCAGAACGUCGGCGUAAGUCGGGUUCCUGGACUUCCACCCGGCGGAGGGUUUGAACAUAUGAUGAUGAACUAAAAACACAACGUUAAGUGAGAAUUUAAAUUAUCAUCUAAUGUUUCUGGUUCAGUUUGUGCAAAAUAGAGGUAGGACUCCUUGUGUAACUUAUCAUCAUUCAGAGUGUAAAUUAAUUGGUAAAGUCCAGCUUUAUGUAACUACUAGUAUAAAAAAAUAGAGAAUUUAUCCU